Messenger RNA from Suillus discolor, 222 nucleotides. RefSeq lists its product as uncharacterized. The annotation marks the transcript as partial. Lineage: Eukaryota; Fungi; Basidiomycota; Agaricomycetes; Boletales; Suillaceae. The record is from RefSeq and is a predicted model, not a curated record. The transcript has a single exon.
UCUGCAGCCCAACCAGCUGCAACUCCUUCGUCCUCGAGCAUCCCUUCCAUAUCAUCCAGCUCUACAUCAACAAGCAGAACUGCACAAGCCUCCAAUUGCCUAUAUGACAUUCUGUCACUCAAAAACGACAGUUCAAAUUUCCAACUAUGGAAGUACCAUGUUGAGUUAAUCCUUGACCUUCGAGGACUAUGGGCAAUUGUCGAAGGAAGUGAAAAGAUGCCA